This is a messenger RNA of Silurus meridionalis, 898 nucleotides long. It is a transcript of the gene hemgn, whose product is annotated as hemogen. The transcript is spliced from 4 exons. Bases 124 to 804 code for a protein of 226 amino acids. The record is from RefSeq and is a predicted model, not a curated record. NCBI's taxonomy places the organism in Eukaryota, Metazoa, Chordata, Actinopteri, Siluriformes, Siluridae.
ACUCCACCAGCGCAGCGUUAAUGUUUAGCCUGAUAACUCUGCUCUCAGGGGGCAGGAGCCACAGUGCUUUUCUUCAGCCGCUCACAUUCACUUGCACUUUUAUGCGUUUGAUCGAGCGACAAAAUGGAGGAGACGUUCGAGGAGAAAGUUCUUAUGGAAGUGAAAGUCCCAGACGAUGAACAAGCAGGGAUCGGACGCCGGCUCCGGGAUCGAGAUCUGCUGAGGAAGAGGAAAGCUGAAGCGGAGGAGCGAGCGACUAACCAGUGGGUUUAUGGAGCUCAGAGCAGUAAGCGAGCAAAGCGAGAGACAAACAAUGUUUCGAGGAAGAAAGGCAGACCGAGGAAGAACGUCCCUGUAAAGGAACAACAGCCAGAAAUGCCUGAAGUUCAAGAUGUGGGUGAAAUAGAUACACCCAGCCAUGCAGAUGAGAUGAUUACUGCUCCCCAUCCUGCUCCUGUUCCUGAUCCAGUUUCUGCUCCGAUUUCUGACUCGAUUCCUGCCCAAGACACGGCUCUGGAUCUUCCUCGGAUGCCUGCUCUGGUUCCUGUCCCUAUCCCUCUUUCUGCUCCUGAUGUGACUCCAUCAGAGAUGAAACCCAGCAGUGAAGCUCUUCUUCAAGAGGUUUUGAUUGAAGAUCUCGGCCCUGAUGAGGAUGAAGACAAAGCAGUGUCUGAAGAUAAACUUAUAAUCGAUCAAGGUGUUGAAGAACCAUCAGCCAUCGAUGUCGCUGAACAGACUAAAGUCUUCUCAGAUACAGUGUUAGCGUCACCAGAGUCUGAAUCUCUACCUGGAAACUUAAUCUAGCUGAUCCCCAACCAAUCCCAGAUAUCACAAUCACAUUGUAUUUAUCUGGUUAGAAUUUUUUUUAUUAAAUUUGUAAAUGAGAAACUAGACCAAA